CUGAAAUCCAUGUGUCAAAUAACGUGAAGCGGUGGUGCACUGCUAGUAGAUCCUCCAUGAAGAUCAGGCGUGCCAACUGCAUGCCAUAUCCGCGAGUCACAACACGAAGGGUAUAUCUUCUCUCGUCUGAUUUACCAUCUACAAUCGUUUUUGAUCGCUUUAUUCCAGAAACUUACCCAUGUCCCAAUUCCUGGGGGCUGCGCCUCUUUCUGUCAAGGUUUCCUCUUUCCGCGCUCCUUUUGAUGCCACAGAUGCAGAUUUGAUCAUUCAUACCUCGGAUGAUGCAAAAUUUGCUGUCCACAAGAUCUUCCUCGCUGUCGCGUCUCCGCUUUUGAAGCGUUUUCUGUUGUCAGGUUCAUCCUCUCCAUGUCCGCCGUUUGAAGGGCUCGUCCUUAAGUGCGAUGGCGAUCAUGCCAUUAUCAAACUCGAAGAAGACGCUCAGACAACUGAGAGGGUGUUACAAUAUUGCUACCCUUUCUCCAAUCCCGUAUUUAGCAAUCUAAACGAUGUACAGGCCGUCUUGGAGAUGAUGAAAAAGUUCGGGAUGAAGGGGCUGAUGAACAGAGUCAAGGGCUCGCUUGUACAGCAAGCGUUUCUAGAUGAUCAGCCGCUGCGCGUAUUCGCCAUCGCAUACCGUUAUGGUUUGGAGGAUGAAGCCCGCAUAGCUGCGAAGUAUACAGUCCGCCAACCCUUCUUCGCUCCCUACGUUGAAGAGCUAGAACACAUCCCUGCCUCUGUCUAUCAUCGCCUUCUCCAGUACCACCGAAAGUGCAGUGUUGCUGCAUGCUCGCUGACAGCCGACUUUUCGUGGUUUCCCGGCUUCGCAUCACGCUGGGUAUGGUUCCAAUGUGAUGACUGCGUUCAUCAUCCCCUAUCGUGGCCUCUUUCUGAUGGGAAGAUAUACGAAGUAAAUACAUGGUUCAUCGAGUUUAUGGAGCGCGCCAGGAAUGCUCUUCGUGAGCGCCCUUGUAGCAAGGUCGUCACAGAUCCAUUCUUGAUUGCGGAAUGCCUGGAAGCAGCGUCUGGCUGCCUUACAUGUCGACCAGCUGCCUUCCUAGAUCUCAGCGUGUUUAUUGGGGAGCACUUCACUUCGGAGAUUGAGAGGGCGAUUGAUACUGUGGAGCUUGAUAUCCCAUUCUAGCUAAAAAAAAUC
This is a messenger RNA of Suillus discolor, 1153 nucleotides long. RefSeq lists its product as uncharacterized. Lineage: Eukaryota; Fungi; Basidiomycota; Agaricomycetes; Boletales; Suillaceae. The transcript is spliced from 2 exons. The record is from RefSeq and is a predicted model, not a curated record. Gene Ontology annotation, molecular function: protein binding. Bases 179 to 1141 code for a protein of 320 amino acids.